AUGGCAGCAAGAAAAACCUCUGUUCUUCUUUUCUUCUUCAUGUUCCUUGCUUUAUCUUCAGCCUUCCCAAGAAAUAAAAACAAGUACAAGCCAUGCAAGCACUUGGUGCUAUUCUUCCACGACAUUAUUUACAAUGGUAAAAAUGCUGCCAAUGCUACAGCAGCAAUUGUAGCAGCUCCUCAAGGAGCCAAUCUAACCAUCUUGGCGCCCCAAUUUCAUUUCGGAAACAUAGCGGUUUUCGACGAUCCCAUCACCCUUGACAACAAUCUGCACUCCAAGCCUGUUGGCAGGGCUCAAGGGAUGUACAUAUAUGAUACAAAGAACACAUUCACUUCUUGGCUUGGCUUCUCAUUUGCUCUGAACAGCACAGACUACCAAGGCAGCAUAAAUUUCAUUGGGGUCGAUCCCAUUUUGAUUAAAACUAGGGACAUAUCUGUGGUCGGUGGCACCGGAGACUUUUUCAUGCACCGGGGAAUCGCAACCAUCAACACCGACGCAUUUGAAGGUGAAGUCUACUUCAGGCUCAAGGUGGAUAUCAAGUUUUAUGAGUGUUGGUAA
Prunus armeniaca (apricot) is the source of this 558-nucleotide messenger RNA. Lineage: Eukaryota; Viridiplantae; Streptophyta; Magnoliopsida; Rosales; Rosaceae. The record is from the annotation of a GenBank genome assembly.